This is a messenger RNA of Emys orbicularis (European pond turtle), 738 nucleotides long. RefSeq lists its product as uncharacterized. Gene Ontology annotation, cellular component: cytoplasm. Bases 1 to 738 code for a protein of 245 amino acids. The transcript is spliced from 7 exons. The record is from RefSeq and is a predicted model, not a curated record. Lineage: Eukaryota; Metazoa; Chordata; Testudines; Emydidae. Gene Ontology annotation, molecular function: thiosulfate-thiol sulfurtransferase activity.
AUGGCUGAGCUGUGGUACCCCUACAAAGACCGUGCUCAGUUCACAGCCACGGGGAUUCGUUUCACUUCGGUGACUCGGAAGGACAUGGGGAAGUACAUCUGCGAGGUCCUCUGGACUGGGAGCGGGGGCAUUGGCCGACUAAAUAAGUCAGAAGUUGACCUCAUCGUCCAAGAUGGCUCUCCACCUCCUACCUGCCAAUGCUACAGGUACGACGUCCUUAUGACCUCCAACCCCAAGAUCAACGAGAAAUUCAGGAACUCCUGCUACGCGAUCGACACCAAGACAGGAGUGCUGAUGAAUGAGCCCGUAACCAGCUUCGACACGGGGGAUUAUUUUUGCGAGGCUCAGAACAACGUUGGGACCACUCAGAAAUCGGAAGCCAUCCACUUGGACGCCAGAAACAUCAUUUCCCACAAGGACAUGAAAGCGCUGGUCGACAGCGGGAAUGCUCGGAUUAUCGACGUGCGGUUGCCAGAGGAGGUGGCGAACGGCCAUAUCGCCAACUCGGUCAAUAUUCCAGUGGCAGAAGUCGAGGAAGCCCUGAAGAUGGACCCUGAGACGUUUAAGAUGAAAUAUGGCAUGGACAAGCCACGGAUGGAUGACGAGAACUUGAUCUUCUACUGCCAGAGGGGCAGGAGAGUGGCUCAGGCCACAAAGAUCGCCAUAACCCUUGGCUACGCCAAGGCCCGUAACUACGAAAGCAGCUACAAGGAAUGGUCUGAGAAGGAAGGGAAGUGA